Messenger RNA from Folsomia candida, 1164 nucleotides. RefSeq lists its product as uncharacterized. The transcript has 7 exons. NCBI's taxonomy places the organism in Eukaryota, Metazoa, Arthropoda, Collembola, Entomobryomorpha, Isotomidae. The coding region runs from base 3 to 1097 and encodes 364 amino acids. The record is from RefSeq and is a predicted model, not a curated record.
CGAUGAAUUUCAAAAAUUUUGUUGUAAUUUGGACAAUAUUUUUUGUUGCUUUUCGCUCCUGUUCUGCAAGAAGAGCAAAAAUUCAUAGACUUGAAAAAUUAAAUGUAAACCCAAAUCUUGUAACGAUUUCCGGAUUUUCGUCUGGAGCUGCACAAGCAAUGCAAUUCCAUAUUGCCCAUUCGUCUAAAUUACUUGGAGUAGGAAUUUUUUCCGGAGUUCCCUACAUGUACGGGCACGAUCGGUCACGGGAGGACUUUUUUGUAACCGACCCUGGCAACUUCAAUAUCAGCUUGGCCACUGAUUUUGCCAAAAACUAUGAGAAAGAACACCUCAUUGACCCUCUACACCAUUUGAACAAUAGUCGCGUGUACAUCUACCAUGGGACCAAAGACUCGACUGUGUACCAUGGUUGUGGUCGAGCGAUAGAAACCAUUUACUCGAACUUGAGUCGCUCAAUAAUUUCGAAAUUAGAUGCAUUACCAGCAGAACAUGGAAUGGCAAGUGAUAAUUCUGGGGGACCAUGCGGGAUGGUGAACGUGGGCCAGUAUCUCGUCAACAAUUGCAAAUACAGUGGAGUUUACGAGAUGUUCAAUCACUUGUACGGUGAGGACGCGCUAGUCAAGCCGAAUGGAACCAUGGGAACCGUUCCAUUGCGAGGUCGCUUUUAUGAAUUCGACCAGUCCGAGUUUUUUGACAAGAAAGGUUUCUUUUCGAAAUCGGCUGGUAUGGACGACGUGGGUUUUGCCUACAUUCCAUCGAGAUGCUCAGUCCCGGAAAAAGAUGUCAUUGAUGAUAAUUCAACAGCUAUAUAUAAACCUUACUGUAAACUUGCAAUUGCUUUGCACGGAUGUACACAAACAAGACAAACUUAUGGGGACAAGUUUCCAAGAACCACAGGAUACUUGGAAGUUGCCGAACUAAAUGACAUAAUAGUAAUCUUUCCUCAAACAAAGCGUUCCGUGUACAAUCCACGGAAUUUAUCCGGGUGCUGGGACUGGAUGGGGUUCACUGGAAAGCAAUAUGGUACGCAAAAUGGAUUGCAAAUUAAAGUAAUUCGAAAAAUACUUUCUCGCGCAUUAGGAGAAGAUACUUUGUAAUCACUAAUAAUUCCUGUAUAGCCAACCAAUAAUAUUUAAAUGUGUUGAAUAAAUAAUGUAAACCUAC